Messenger RNA from Cynara cardunculus var. scolymus (artichoke), 1623 nucleotides. Its product is annotated as cytochrome P450 86A8-like. The record is from RefSeq and is a predicted model, not a curated record. NCBI's taxonomy places the organism in Eukaryota, Viridiplantae, Streptophyta, Magnoliopsida, Asterales, Asteraceae. The coding region runs from base 1 to 1623 and encodes 540 amino acids. The transcript is spliced from 2 exons. Gene Ontology annotation, molecular function: oxidoreductase activity, acting on paired donors, with incorporation or reduction of molecular oxygen; iron ion binding; monooxygenase activity.
AUGGAUGUAUCUAUAGCCUUGCUAUUGUUCACUGCUGUGACUGCUUACCUACUAUGGUUCACUUUCAUCUCACGGUCAUUAAAGGGUCCACGUGUCUGGCCAUUAUUCGGGAGUCUUCCGGGCCUGAUCGAGAAUUCCGAUCGUUUGCACGAAUGGAUUGCCGAUAAUCUCCGGGCAUGUAACGGAACCUACCAGACUUGUAUAUGUGCGGUCCCGUUUCUUGCCCGGAAACAAGGGCUCGUGACGGUCACAUGUGACCCGAAGAAUCUCGAACACAUACUCAAAACCCGGUUUGAUAAUUACCCCAAGGGUCCCACUUGGCAAGCGGUUUUUCACGAUCUAUUGGGGAAAGGGAUCUUUAACUCGGAUGGUGACACGUGGCUCCUCCAACGGAAGACGGCGGCGCUCGAGUUCACGACACGAACGCUGCGACAAGCCAUGGCUCGGUGGGUGACUCGAGCCAUCAAGAAUCGGUUCUGUCCGAUUCUGGAACGGGCUCAGGUCCAGUCUGAGCCCGUAGAUCUGCAAGAUCUUUUGCUACGGAUUACGUUCGAUAACAUUUGCGGUUUGGCGUUCGGAAAAGACCCGCAAACACUAGCCCCUGAGUUGCCCGACAAUAGUUUCGCACUGGCGUUUGAUCGGGCAACUGAGGCUUCGUUGCAACGGUUUAUUUUUCCGGAAGUUAUUUGGAAAAUGAGGAGAUGGCUUAGGCUUGGCUUGGAGGUCAGCUUGAGCCGAAGCCUUGUACACGUGGAGGAAUACUUGUCCAGCAUCAUCAGUACACGUAGGCAUGAAUUGUCUACUCAGCUUAAUGGAAGCCUACAUGAUGACUUGUUAUCCAGGUUCAUGAGAAUGAAAGAAUCCUAUUCGGACACGUUUCUACAACAAGUGGCACUCAACUUCAUCCUAGCUGGACGUGACACGUCAUCAGUCGCGAUGAGCUGGUUUUUCUGGUUGGUGAUUCAGCACCCAAAAGUGGAAGAAAAUAUUCUAAAAGAAAUCAGUAGCGUCCUGCUGGAGACACGUGGCGAUGACGUGGCGAAAUGGACCGACGAACCAUUAGGGUUCGAGGAGGUGGACCGGUUGGUUUAUCUGAAAGCAGCGUUAUCCGAGACUCUCCGACUAUACCCAUCGGUGCCGGAGGACUCGAAACACGUGGUUUCCGACGACGUGUUGCCAGACGGGACUUUCGUCCCAGCCGGCUCCUCCGUCACCUACUCAAUAUACUCCGCCGGCCGAAUGAAGUCGACGUGGGGCGACGACUGCCUCGAGUACCGCCCCGAGCGAUGGUUGUCCCCCGAUGGGACCAAGUUCGUCAGGCACGAUUCGUAUAAAUUCGUCGCGUUUAACGCAGGACCCAGGAUUUGCCUCGGGAAAGACCUCGCGUACUUGCAGAUGAAGUCGAUAGCGGCGGCGGUGCUGCUACGCCACCGUCUUGCGGUGGUGCCGGGACACAAAGUGGAACAGAAGAUGUCGUUGACUUUGUUCAUGAAGUAUGGAUUAAAGGUGAAUGUGUUUCGAAGAGAUUUGAGAGAAAUUAUGGAAAGCGUGAAGAAAGAGAAGGAAGGCGAGGUUCAAGGUCGUCUUCUACAUAAUUCAAAUUUAAACCUGUUGUAUUUUUAA